Molecule: messenger RNA, 3143 nt
Organism: Gallus gallus (chicken)
Lineage: Eukaryota; Metazoa; Chordata; Aves; Galliformes; Phasianidae
Gene: CHIR3B6
Product: leukocyte immunoglobulin-like receptor subfamily A member 2
Exons: 7
Coding region: 1848-2822 (324 amino acids)
Source: RefSeq, a predicted model, not a curated record
GAGCUCGAUGGAGAUUAUGGAGUCCAGAUGGAGGAUUUUGUGGGGCUGGAUGGAGACUUUUUCGGGCCACAGGGAGAUCUGGGAGCUGCAUGAAAGAUCUGCAGUCUCGAUGGAGGUUUGGGGCUGGAUAGAAAUGUUGGGUUGGUUGGAGGCUUUGAGUCUGAAUGCAGCCUUGUGGGCCUGGAUGCAGAGAUUGUGUCUGCCUGUAGAGAUCAGAGUGGCAUGGAGAUUUAGGGGCUGGAUGGAGGUUUCAGAGGGGAUGGAGAUUUUUGGGGAUGGGUGACAUUUAUGGGGCUGGAUGGUGGAUGUGGGGACUGAACAGAGUUUUUUUGGGUGGAUGGAUGGGCAGAUGAGUAACAGAGUGAUGGGAAGCAGCCCACACAGCUGGGAAUCUGUCCUCAAGGACAGGGAGAGGAGCAGAGCUGCCAGAUGUGUAAGGCCGCUUUGCUCAGGGCACAAGAGCUCUCCAUCCCCAGUGCAGGCAGUCUGGAAAGGAAGGCAAGAGAGCAGCAUGCCUGAAGCGGGACCUGCUGGUCAAAGUGGAGAGCAAGAAGCAGAUGCACAGGCAGUGCCAGCAGGGCCAGGGAGCGUGGCAGGAGGGUGGUGUGGGUGCUGGUCUGUGUGGGGCUGGGGGCAGGAAGGCCAAGGCCCAGCUGGAACUGGACGUGGUGAGGGGUGCAAAGAAGAACAAGGAAGGCUUCGACAGGGCUGUCAACCUGAAAAGGAAAGCCCAGGAGGGCAAACCCAUCAGUGAGCAAUGCAGGCAGGCUGGAAACAACAGACAAGGAGAAGGCAGACUCCUUCAUGGGGUAUAUGGGUUCUGCACACUGCCUCUGUGUGUCAGUAGAUUCAAUCAGACUCAAAAAUGCUGUCCCACAUUCUGAGAGCAAGGCAAGGUCCAUCCCUUGUUCCUGUCCUUCUCAUUCAGACAGCAGAAUCAUUUCCUGAUCUGAUGGGUCUGGCAGCACCACAUACUCUCGCUGACUGCUAUUCCGUUCAGAAGUGAAUUGGCUCUGCAGGGCUGCCAAUGGCCCCUGCCAGGAUUUCAGCCUUCCAUCAGCAGUGCGUUGAAUGACAGCCUCUCCUUCUGGGCUGUCAGCAGCGCUGCUCCCAACACAGCACACACUGUGCGGUUCUGAGCCUAAGGCAUUCCCGGUGGGGAAGGGCACACAGUGCCCCUUUUCAGCUCCUCAGGAACAGGGGAGCAGCCCAGCACUGGCAUUUCCCAGGCAGCCAUGGCUUGGCCCUGCUCGGGCCUGUCCCAGCAUGGAGCCUUCCUGGGGUAGAGCUGAGAGGUUACCUCCAGACAUUUCCGGACCUGUCACGGGCACAGCUUUAUCUACAUAACUCUGUGACACCAGAGAAGCUGCAUUUCUUGAUGUCUCCUUUCUGCCAGGUGGUGACUUCAAUCAUUGCGUGAGCGCUCUCAUCCCCCCUUCUGCACCAGCACUGCAACUCCUCAAAAUGGACCAGGAUUGCUUUCCUCCCUGCAUCUCUCUCUCUUACGUUUCUUCUCUGCUUCUCUCCAAUUUCUCUCCUUUCUUUUCCACUCUUUUCCUCAUUUUCCCCAAAGUCCUCUUUGAAGCUUCUCCUGCAGCAGCCAUGAUCCAUGACUGCCCAGGGAUGAGAGCGUGUGGGGCACCUCAACAGGCGCAGUGUGCAGAGUGCAUCUCUCCACUUGUCCCUCCCCAGAGGGGCCCCACAGUGCAACCACCCCUAUGUACUAAUAUGACCACAUCAGGAGAUGACAUCAUAUCAUCCUGAAAAAGAAAGGGGAACUGACAGCAGGGCUCUGGCCACUUCCUUUCCCCUCUGCAGUCUCACUGUCCACAAGCUGCUCCUGCCUCAUGGCACCAAUGGCGGUGAACCUCAUUCUCGGUUGGUGGCUGGUGGCAGCAAGCAGGGCACAGCAAGUGCCCCGACCCUCCCUGUCACUGCACCCCAGCCAGGGGGUGUCCCUGGGGGACACUGUCACCCUGCGCUGCCACCUGCCCCGGCUGGCUGCCUGGGUCAGGCUAUAUCGGGAAGGACGUUUGUCAUACGCCAAGAGGAAGAAGAAGGAGCAGGACGCGGCCGAGUUCUCCUUUGUUAGCACACUGCAGGAACACGCAGGUUGUUAUCAGUGUCAGUACCGGGUGUCUGAGUCAGCCGAGGUGUCAGUGAAGAGUGACCCCGUGGAGCUGGUGCUGACAGAUGUCAGAUACCCCCCAUCCAGCAUUUCCCUUCACCCUGAGCAACAUGUGGGAACAGGGACCAAUGUCACCAUCCGCUGCUGGAACAAGGACUAUGGGGCCACCUUCCUCCUGCACAAGGAUGGGACCUCAGCCCCUAUCCAGCGCCAGAACUCCAGUGGUGGGGGCACAGCCACUUUCACCCUCUUUGGGGUGACCCCAGCUGACAGUGGCACCUACAGGUGCUCCUACCGCCCCUGGCGCUACGCCUCCAUGUCCUCACCCCUUGGGGACAGCGUGAUGCUGGAGGUGACACCCACAGCUGCACCCCCAGGUGCUGCAGGCAGUUCUCAUGGGAACCUGGUGGUGGUAGUGAUUGGUGGCUGCACUGCUGCCUUUGUCUUCAUCCUCGUCCUUAUCAUCUUCUUCCUCCUCUCUGCCCGCAGACAUCGGACACAGAGAGAUGAGAGCCCCGGUGCCCCCCCCAAAAAGCCUGAGGCCAUGGAGUUCCAGGUGCCUUCCAGUGACAGCGAGGGUCUGACCUACUUGGAGCUGCAAGCUGUGACCCCCAGCACACAGCCCCCCAGCUCCCCUGCCGCCACUCAGCCCUCUGUUAUCUACACCGAGGUGGCCGUUGGGGGGCACCACUGAUGCCUCCAUACGUGUGCACAAACACGUGUGUGUUGUAUGCACACAUGUGCUUCCAGCAUGCACAGUGCACUUGUGUUAUGUGUGCUCACCAUCACGUGAGCACUGCAUACAGGUACCACUGCAGGUGUUCAUAUGUUACCUGCGUGUGCACCAUCACAUGUGCACAACAGUUGUACACAGAUGUGCACUCCGUGAUUAACUCCGUUCCUUUGUGUCUGUGCGAUGCCACGUGUGUACACCAGUAUAUGUGCACAGUAGUGCAUGUGUGUGUCCUUAGCAUGCUUUCUGAGACUGGUAAGGAACGCAUGAGGUGACCAGCAA